Molecule: messenger RNA, 8612 nt
Organism: Myiozetetes cayanensis
Lineage: Eukaryota; Metazoa; Chordata; Aves; Passeriformes; Tyrannidae
Gene: RIMKLB
Product: ribosomal modification protein rimK like family member B
Exons: 9
Coding region: 698-1858 (386 amino acids)
Biological process (GO): protein modification process
Cellular component (GO): cytoplasm
Molecular function (GO): metal ion binding; ligase activity, forming carbon-nitrogen bonds; ATP binding
Source: RefSeq, a predicted model, not a curated record
GGGCGGGCGGGCGGGGGUGGUUGGGACCGUCCCUCACAGCCGUCCCGCCCGCCGCCGCCGCGCUGCGCCCAUGGUGAUUGUGCUGCAUCCCCCGCGCGCCGAGCGGGGCGAGCUGCCCGCGCCUCCCCGCCGGGGCGCCCAGGUGUUGGUGUCUUCAGAGUCAUUUAGGCUUUUAGUUCUGAGGAAGUAGAGACACAAGGAUUGAGUCUGUUUUACGUAGAAAGCUACAGCUCUUCACCAGUACUCUUUUUACUCCUUCCUAUCCCUGCUAUAGGGGAGGACAAUUUAGGAAUUAUUUUAACAGUCGUUUACUCCCCUUCCCCCCUCAGAAAUCUACCCUGGUCCCCGAGGCAUCUGCUAGACAUUGCCUGUUAUAGGACCAGGAGAACGUUCUCAUCAUCAUCAUCCCUUGCUUGCUUUGGGAGCUUCAGUAGUACCCUUCCCUCCUUUGGAGUGUAGUGCAGAGAGGCAUCCAGAAGACCUCCUUACCACCCUUUUUGGUUAGUAGAGGAUCCAGGAAAAGGGGUACCUAGCAAGACACGUGACCUCCUUAAGGGAGCCAGAACUGAAGCAGCACUUAGCACGCUGAAGGAAACACCCAUCUUUAGUGUCUACUUCGUCUUCCACUCCUCCUUCAUCACCAAAUUUCUGCAGUUUCAUUGAAAAGAAACCUUGAAGGUUGCAACACAAGUCCAAGAUGUGCAGUUCAGUUGCUCCCAGGCUGUGGUUCUUAACAGACCGUCGCAUCAGAGAAGAUUACCCUCAGCAGGAGAUCCUGAGAGCACUGAAGGCCAAAUGCUGUGAAGAGGAACUGGAUUUCCGGGCCUUGGUGAUGGAUGAAGUGGUGCUGACCAUUGAGGAUGGAAAUCUUGGUCUCCGGGUGAAAGGGGAGCUCAUUACUGCUUACCCACAAGUGGUGGUCGUGCGUGUGCCAACACCUUGGGUCCAGAGUGACAGCGAUAUCACAGUCCUUCGCCACCUAGAGAAGAUGGGCUGUCGAUUGAUGAAUCGUCCCCAAGCCAUCCUCAACUGUGUCAACAAGUUCUGGACAUUUCAAGAACUUGCCGGUCAUGGUGUGCCUCUUCCAGACACUUUUUCGUAUGGUGGUCAUGAGAAUUUUUCCAAAAUGAUUGAUGAGGCGGAAGUGCUGGAGUUCCCUAUGGUGGUGAAGAACACGCGGGGUCAUCGAGGUAAAGCUGUGUUCCUGGCACGAGACAAGCACCAUUUGGCAGACCUAAGCCAUUUGAUCCGUCAUGAUGCCCCUUACUUAUUUCAAAAAUACGUUAAAGAGUCCCACGGCAAGGACGUACGUGUCAUCGUAGUAGGAGGCCGUGUGGUGGGCACCAUGCUCCGCUGCUCAACAGAUGGGAGGAUGCAGAGUAACUGCUCACUUGGUGGUGUAGGAAUGAUGUGCUCACUGAGUGAACAAGGCAAGCAGUUGGCAGUCCAAGUGUCAAACAUCCUGGGGAUGGAUGUGUGCGGCAUUGACCUGCUGAUGAAGGACGACGGUUCAUUCUACGUCUGCGAGGCCAAUGCAAAUGUAGGUUUCAUUGCCUUUGACAAGGCUUGUAAUUUAGAUGUAGCUGGUAUCAUAGCGGACUAUGCCGCUUCUCUGCUCACCCCCGGCCGCUUGACGCGGCGCAUGUCCUUGCUCUCCGUGGUGUCCACGGCAAGCGAGACUAGCGAGCCAGAGCUGGGCCCUCCAGCUAGUGCCGCUGUCGACAAUAUGAGUGCUAGCUCCAGCUCUGUCGACAGCGACCCUGAGACCACGGAGAGAGAGUUGCUCACCAAGCUCCCGGGGGCUCUUUUCAACAUGAACCAGCUAUUAGCCAAUGAGAUUAAACUCCUGGUGGAGUGAUGCCACGUGUAAAUAGAUGACCAACAGAACUCUCUCUUGUAAAUUUUUUUUUUUAAGCCAACUUGCAAUGCUGUUUAUCAGAGACGCUCAGAGGAAAUGAGGAAAGGGGGUGGGUGUGUCAGUCAAGAGAGCAAGAGUAAAAGGCACACGUGCUGUGAUUGCUGUCCCUGCUUUUUUGCAGAACAUUAAAUUGUCUUCAUUCUUCAGCAACAGCUUUACAAUAAAGAUGUUCAGUUCAUAACCAGGCAGCAGUUUUAUUUGGAUGCUGCUUUGGUCCCAAGAUAUAUUACAGUUCAUGUGUCUUCACAGGCAGGCAUUGAAGCAUGAUUCACACUUGAAGAUUUCAGAAAGUUGUCUGGCAGCUCUCUAGAAACUUCUGUGAAUUACUGCACCAGUUAAGUCUCUUCUACCUCUGUAAGGCUUGAUCCUGUAAAUUGCUGAGUGCCUCAAAUUCUUUAUGUGAGUUGAAGGUGUUAAAUACCAAGUAUUUCAAAAUUCCUGGACACCUACUGUUCCUACUCUUUUAGGUGGGAGCUGUAAGUUCAGGAUCCUUUUAAAAAAGUCAUCACUUUCUGACCUUGCAGGAUACGGCCUUUCAAAUGAUGAGGCUGAGAGAAGUGUCAGUUGACUUAACAAGAAUUUUCUGUAAAAAUCUGUAACUUGUACCAUCUUGGUAUUAAGUGGCAGCUUUGUGUCUAAAUUUCUUUAUAAAGCUUUUGAAGGAGGAUAUUAGUACUUUGUUUUUCUCAUUUCAAAUCCUGAUUUUGGAAGGUAUCUAGGAGAAUUAGUCAUAUUCUAUUUGUGGGCAGAAAUGGCACGUUUAAACUAUUUUUUUGCAUGGUUGGAGGAGAUAAACAGCACUGUAAUGUUUGGUAUACAAAAUGAUGUUUAACCCAAUGUGAAAAUGAAUUUACACUAGUUUAAAGCAAACGUGCAUCGACUUGUAUUUGUUAGUGUUUUAGUCUUUCUGAGAGAGAUCUGCAAUGUUAAUGUUCCUUUUUCUUUAAUACAUGCUAGUCCAACACUCCCUUCUCUAUGCCUGCAUCUUUAACAGUGGCCAAAGUGAAAACACCGCAGACUGUUUGUUAAGAAAACACUGAGAUAUAGCCUGUACAUUGUUGGGGGGUUUGUUCGUUUGUUUUUAUUUUUCACUUUUUUUCGGAGGGAGGAAUGUGUUAAGGUGUGGAGGAGGGAAGAGCUGGUUAAAAGUGAUUAGUAGUCCAGAGGAACUUUAGAAUAAAGCAGUUCGUACAAUACUUACCAGGCUUACUUUUUCCCCACUGAACAUAAAAGCUGAUGUUAGCAGAAAUCCAAAGAGUAUAACUGGGGAGAAAUACUCAGUUUGUAGCUUUGGGAAAAAAAUGUGACAGAUUUAAAAAAAAAAAAAAAGAAGAAGAGAGCUCAGCCAGAAUUUAAAAAAAAAAAAAAAGAAAAGAAAAAAGUAUAUAACCUAGGUCCACAAACAAUCAACAGAUUGAUUCUGGACCCUUACAUGUGUGUGGUGUGAGUGCACACACUUGUGUGUGUUUGUGUGCGCGUGCAUUUGUUUGGCUUGAUUUCUUUUGGGGUUUUGGCUGUUUAGCUCCUAAUUUUUUUCCAGGCUUCCUGAUUUUCCUUAAUCCUUCUGGCUGUGCAUUUUCUCAUUAGCCUUGAGCUGGUUUGGAAAACAAAUAGCCAAAACAGAUACUGAGCCCAUUUUUCAGUCCCUGUCUUCCUCCUCCUUUUCCUCCUCCUUCUCCCGUUUCAUUCCCCUCUUAUUCUCUGGGUUCAUAAAACCCUGGAACUAUAGAUAUAUAUAUAUAAAGAUAAGCCUCUUUUUUAAAAACAUAAAGUAAAACGUUUACAAUCGAAAAAUAAUCUUGUGAAAAUAGGUUUUGUUCGGAGGGGGGUUGUGUGUGUGCAAUGCUGCUGUUUUCUGGAUACUUUAAUGGAGCAUGUCCCAUGUACCCUCUGAGGUUCUGCACUGCCCACCUCUGUGGCCCUUCCUCACCUCUCUGCUGCUCUGCUGUUUUAUCUUCACUUGGACCUUAAACACAACUCACGGACACUAUGCAGAGAGUCUUCAAGAGGCAAUAAACAGAACAGUAUUAACCUGCUUUAUGGAGGUUUGAUCAUGCUUCUUUGUACAGUUUUGUUUUUUUAUUUUAAAAGGAAUGUAAUAAAAUGGCUUUUUUUUUUGUAGAAUUAAAUAUUAUUAUUAAAAUCAAGUGAAAGGUUGACUGUUGAUGUUAAGCAGGAGAGUGGACCAGCUGGUCCAGCAAAAAAAGGAUCUUCAGCAGUAAAGGUAUUUUCAAAUCCUUCCCGAGCCUUCAAGUGCACAGGUUAUACAUCAAGAAUAUAAAGGUCUUCAACUUCCAUGAAGAGAUGCAGAACCACAGAACAUGAAAGAAAUCUAGUUCUCUAGUCACUGAGCUCUAGUCACUGAGCAGGAAACUGUCUCUUCCAGAAACUUCUUCCUUUGCUUGUUUGUCUAAGGGGAAUUUCGGGUGGGGGUGGUUUUUUUUUUUUUGUCUCUUUACUGGUAGGUGCCUGCACUCCUCUAGGGGCUGAUAGGGUCAAUCCUUCCCUUUCUAACUGGGUCAUACACUGAGCACAUGUGGAAUUACAUCAGGGAGUAAACAUGUGCUAGUUGGUAUAAUGCAACCUCUGUGUUUCUAUCAUAGGAAACAUCUUUUAGAGAAAACAGCUGGUAACUGAAGGUUCUGGAUUGCAUUUUUUGAGUCUCCUUAAUGCUUUGUGGCUCACAAGAACCUUACAUUUCUAUCACCUUUUUAGAAUGUCCAGGUUACACCUCACAGUUGUAAAAUUUAUGAAGUAAACAUAAGAUUUUUUGAAAGACCUCUGGUUGGUGCUUUCAUUGCUAGUUUGGAUAUAAGUCUAUGCAUAGUGGUCACAGAGGGAGACAGGCUUUGAAACAUCCUGUACAUUUGUUUGGACACUGGGUGUUGAUGCUGCACUUAUACCUUUCUUGAGGGUUCAUAGGUACAAAUGGACACACUUGUCUCAUGUAUUUACUCCCUACUUACCCAUUGCUUCUGAAAUAGUGAAAUGCAUAGAACUGCCAGGGGAUGCAAGAGGGGUGUCUUGUUCUUACAUAAAGGAAAAAAACACCAACAAAUCUAGCCCAUGGUAACCAGGCAGUGUUUCCCAUUGACGGUGAACUUUACAGAUGUCAGCUUUAUACGAUUUAUCUUCUUCAGUUCCAUUGCUGAAAAUCACAUGCUAAACUUUCACAGAGUUGCACUAACACUAUCUCCGUAUGUGGAUUUGGAAGCAGGUGCUGAAAAAAUGAUCAACACGGUGGUUACAAUAGUGCCAAUACAGCUGAUGGUGAUACAACUAUUUCUGUGUAUUUUAAUCUUUGAAAGAGCCAGCUAGAAACUCUUGUUUGCAAGAAUAAGUUUCUUAAUCUACCUGUGAUGAAAUUUUGUUCUUUAUAACACUGGAGAUUUCCUUCUGUUCAAUUUACUGUAUUUAUAAUUAAUGUCUUGCUUUAUAAUUAAUGCCAAUGUAUGGAUUGUAUCUUAAGUCUUGUAUUCAAUGCUUUAAUGUGUUUUAUCAAAUCUUUUCUUGUAAUGUUACAACACCUCAUCUGUAAAACAAUGUCAAUACUUGAUGCUUAUAUUGACUGUUAAUGUUUUCAUUCUGAGCUGAUGGUCACUCUUGAAGCAAUUUCUCCACUUCGUGUGCUAUCUGUGACGUGGUAUACUUACUCAGGAAAUAAUCUCUGGAACAUCUGUGUAUGUCAGGCGCAAAGGAGAUACUUCUUCAGAUGCUGUACUGGACUACAAAAUCCAACAAAUGAAACCAGUGACUUUUGCUAAAUAUUUUCUCCCCUUAUUGCAAAAAUCUGUCAGUUAAAUACAUAAGGGACCACAAGGGCUUAGAGAGACUUUGAAAGCAGAUCAAAUGUACAGUAUCUUUCUCAUGGCUCACUCUUUUUGAGAAGGUUUAUGGGCUUUAUGGCUGGUGUGAGACACACGACCCACUCCUGUUCUCUCUAUGGAAUAGUAGGUGCUCGGACAGGUAACUUCUGUUGCUACUGUCUUUUUUAAUUUUUAAUUUUUUUCACUGUUCUAGGAAUUGUUUUAAGCUGUACACUGCAGGAUUUAUAACCAGGUGUUUGCUGCCUUUUCCUUUGUUUUAUUUCUUUAAACCUUUCUUAACAGAUGAGGGUGACUUUUGGAGCAUUCUGAUGGUGGAUCUUGGCCUGCUGUUAGAAGUCUCCAGGCCUCUCAUGUUUAUAAUUUGAGUUGAAAAGUUUUUGUUUUGUUUAUUCAUUUAAAACAAUGACACAAAUUAGGUGUGUGGAUUUUGGGUGGGAUUUGUUGUUCCUGUAUUUUGUGUGACUUAUUCUACCUUUUUUUACAGAAACGUGUUCUAACAGUUCACACUUUGUUACUGUUCUUUGCAAAACUUUUCAGGAGCCAAAAAAGUCAAACAAUCCAGAGAAAACCCCUUCUCCCCUUUCCGAUGGCAAGAGUGAGAACUUAUGAAAAAUCCUUGAGAAUGUUCCUUCCUAAACUUUUCCCCCCAGUAAUGCAAGCGGGUAAAAUGGUAAACGCAGCAGUUUGGUGACAUCCAAAACCGACCUGUUGUCAGGUAAAUUGAGACUUUUCUGCUCUUACUGUAAUCUUGAUAAAUUUGCUAACUUGUCUGCCUUCCUUUCUUCCCAUCAGUUCAUUUUGGUGAAACUUGUUGAAUGAUUGCUUUAACCGUGAUGUUUAGAGAAAAUCCUACUUUUCUUCCUCAGUUCCCCUCCUUAUGCUUGUUGACCUUUAAAAAAACUGUCAUUGUCCUUUGCUUUACUCAGGUAAGACAGAAGUGAGUCCCCUCAUGCGACUGUGUGAGGAAUAGCUUUGUAAUACAUUCAUUCCACUUCUUUGUCAGUUCCAGGUAGUUUGCCUUCAAUUGUACUAUUUUAGCGUAGAUUUUUGAAAGGUAUGUUGCUUUCCAUUUGCCAAAUGAACAUAAAAUAUAACUGCAUCAAUUAGGAGUUGUUAGGUAUGAAAAAACUAGUGCUAAGAACGUUAAAUCUAUUAAUAUUCAAUAGAGCAAGAUCCUGUAAAGAGGGCAGAUGGGAGAAUACAUGUGCUGAAGAAAAAGAGUGUUGGGCUGAUUAUUUCUGUUUGUGGAGGAUGGGGGACAUAUUUUAUGUUUUCCUUACUGCUGUAUCAAAGCACUUGUACAUUUUAUCCUUCUCUGGUAACUCAACUCCCUUAAUCUCAAACUGUGUGAAAGUGCUGGGUACUUAAUAUUCUUUUACUUCUUUUAAGGAGGAGAAUCUUGUAUUUUACUCAGAUAUAAAUAUCAGACAAUUGGAAUACCAUUCCAAGUUGAAGAAUAUGAGCCUACAAACAGGCUUCCAAGUUUCCAAAUGCAGUUUUCUAUUUCCCAUGACAUCUGUAAAGAAUUAGCACUUGUUUCAGAUUAUUUUUCUGUGUAUGCUAGUAACUCCUCUAUACCAUAAUAAAAUAGUCUACUUUUCGUAGUUUCAAUUUAUAUUUUCCUGAUACACAGCAAAUUUAUCAGCAAUACCAUAAACUGCAGCUUCAAAUUAAGGUGGGAGGAAAUAAUUUUAGAGCCAAAUUUUGCUCUCAAUUACACUGAGAUAAACCUGGAAUCACUCUGUGAAAGUCAGUGGAGUGAUAUCCAAUUUCACUGGUAUAAUUGAGUGUAUAAUUUGUGUCUUUAAUUUUACUUGCAAGAUAAUUUUACAAACCUGUUAUACUUAUGUUUCCAAUGCUUUUUCCUUUCAGACACACCCACUUCUUGCGUCUCAGCACUGGGCAGGCCUAUUCCUUUAUUUGUGUAUAUUUUUGUGCAUCAGCUGCUAUAGGACACGGGUGUAACACUUUCAGGCAUGUGGUUGGGUGUCUUUUUGGGGUUUGUAAUAAUGUCUAAAAAUAAGAAUUUCUUUUCCUCAAACUUAUUAAUGAAUUCAUGUUGGAUCAUGGUUUUGCAUCUCUAACCUGAUUUUAGAUACAUACAAGUAAAGGCUGUCUUGAAAGAAAUACAGUACUAGUUCUUUGCAGUGUCUGCAAUUGAUCUUUGGUGGGGAGAGUUGAUAAAAAUGUACUGCAUUCUACAAAAAUGAUUGUUUUUGUAUUUAAUGUUUCUUGAAAUGUGGUUUUACAGAUCAUGCUCCUUCCUCUUUAUGAAAUGGCUUUCAAAGCCUUGUAUUGAUCUUGGUUGUGCCCAGUGCUUUGCCUAGUGUAUGGGGAGAUGUUGUAGAACUUGAAUAGGCCAUGACAUCUUAGACAAAGGAUGAUGAUUAUAUGCAUGCUGAACACGAACUUCUUCUAUAUGCCCUUCUGCUGCAACAGAAUAAUAAAACUGGUAGGUGGCAGCAGCAGCAGCAGCAGAAGAAGAAACUCAUGACUGGGACCUGAGAAACCUCCAGUACGGGGAGAAAUGGAUUGCAAAAUACUAACUGGAGUAAGGGGAAUGGAGGAGAAAGGCAUAGUCCCUGAACUGUCCCUCUGAAUGGAGUCUAAUGCGUGUGAAAGAUGCUGGAUCACCAGUUGCAGAGAUUGAACUCUACCCACUGGAAAGGUUUUUCUGCAGCAACAGGAGGUCGUCUUUUGCCUCUUGUGGGGACAUUUAGCCUUUUGAUAAUGCCUCCAUCACAAUGAAGGGAAGAAAGGAUGGACCAGCAAUGAUGUGGAAUGGAGUGAUGUCCACACAUGGCGUUAACAGUCAUUAUGAUCCCUGUCCUAAUAACAUGGAGAACUGAAUAAAGAGUUUAAUUGUA